AUGCCGCAAGAUAACACCAGAAUCUCGGAUAGUAUCAAAAUUCCAGAGGAGUUUGUUAAGUUGCUUAUACUUAGCCAGGCACAUCUUGGAGGAACCUCCGCAAACAAGAACUUUGCUAGAUACCUUUACGGCACAAGGCCUCAUGAUAAGAUUAGUAUUAUUGACAUCAAUGCAAUGUGGGAGAAACUCAUCAUUGCAGCUCGGGCCUUUUGUGGAAUAAAGCAUCCCUCUAGCAUUGCCGUGGUAUCUACAAAGACAUUCGGAAGAAAGCCCGUUGUCAAGUUCUGCGAGGCUGUCGGUGCAACACCAAUAACCGGAAGGUUUAUUCCCGGAUCGUUUACAAACUCGGAAGUUAGAAGAAUGUAUGACCCGAGGAUUCUGAUUGUUUCCGAUACAUAUGCCGAUAAGCAGGCGAUUUUGGAAUCACAAUACUGCAAUCUUCCAACCAUUGCAUUUGUCAAUGCAGACAACUCUCUGGUGGGAGUAGACAUUGCCAUCCCCAUGAACAACAGGUCGCCAUCUGCUAUUGCUGCCGGGUUUUUUAUCUUAUCCAGACUAAUCAGUUACAUGAAGACCGGGGCGGAACUUGCUCGAGACAUGAAGGAAGUCGAGCUUUUCCUCUUUAGAGACAGUGUCGAGCUUGAGCAGCUUAUUGAAGAGCAGCUCCUUGAAACAACAAAUACGGUUCUUAACGUUGGGAAAGAAGAGAUUUUGGGUGGAAUAACUGCAGAGAAUACCGAGGAGUGGAAUGGUUUCUAA
Messenger RNA from Encephalitozoon intestinalis ATCC 50506, 759 nucleotides. Its product is annotated as 40S ribosomal protein SA. Gene Ontology annotation, biological process: ribosomal small subunit assembly; translation. The record is from RefSeq and is a predicted model, not a curated record. Gene Ontology annotation, molecular function: structural constituent of ribosome. Bases 1 to 759 code for a protein of 252 amino acids. Gene Ontology annotation, cellular component: 90S preribosome; ribosome; cytosolic small ribosomal subunit. The transcript has a single exon. NCBI's taxonomy places the organism in Eukaryota, Fungi, Microsporidia, Unikaryonidae.